This is a messenger RNA of Teleopsis dalmanni, 1780 nucleotides long. Its product is annotated as sodium/potassium/calcium exchanger 3-like. Gene Ontology annotation, molecular function: calcium, potassium:sodium antiporter activity; calcium channel activity. NCBI's taxonomy places the organism in Eukaryota, Metazoa, Arthropoda, Insecta, Diptera, Diopsidae. The coding region runs from base 59 to 1606 and encodes 515 amino acids. The record is from RefSeq and is a predicted model, not a curated record. The transcript is spliced from 8 exons. Gene Ontology annotation, cellular component: membrane. Gene Ontology annotation, biological process: intracellular calcium ion homeostasis; calcium ion transmembrane transport.
AAAAAUAAAAAUAAAAUUACAUUUUUAUAAAGUAUAUAUAUAGAAAGUAAUAAAAAAAAUGCUGGCGACACGUUGUUGUAUAUUAGUGGCAUUAGUUUUAUUUGUCCCAUCAAUUCAAGGAGUGGAUUUAACAGCACAAAAUAAUACAAACGUACAAUUUGAGGUAGAUGGAGCAUAUAUACGUAUAGAACGAAUACAAGAUGUAUGCAAUGAUAAUAAAGAAGAAUCACCGCUAGAAGAGUUUCCAGAGUAUUUUUCUAUUGAGCAAUUACGACAAGGCUGGGUUUGUUUACAUGUAUUUGCCGCCAUUUAUUUUUUCGUACUGCUGGCAAUUAUAUGUAACGAUUACUUCUUACCGACUGUAGAGUGUAUCUGUGAUGAUUUGCAUUUAUCCAAAGAUGUUGCGGCAGCUACUUUUAUGGCUACAGCCACUUCAAUGCCAGAGUUCUUCACCAAUACGAUUAGUACUUUGAUCACUAAUUCUGAUAUGGGCUUGGGUACUAUUAUUGGUUCACUUAUGUUCAAUACACUUGGUGUUGCAGGCGUAGCAGCUUUAGCUAUUAAAAAGCCAGUACAAUUGGAUUGGUGGCCAAUAGCACGUGAUAGCAGUAUUUACAUAUUUAAUACACUGGUGCUACUGUUCAUUGCCUGGGGUGGUAAUGUUUCCUUCGUCGGUUCUUGUAUACUUAUGGGCUUUCUAGUUUUCUACUAUGUACUUACUUUUAAUAAUAAUCGUUUCAUGCCAGCCAUUCGUGUCUUUGUUGAGGAUAAACUGAACUGCUGCAUGUCAACACGUUACGACUUUACGGAACCACCAGAAAAUUGUGCUAAAGCUAAACUGCCAGUUAAGAAGGAUCCACUUAAUGGUGAUGGUUUAUUUGUUGUAAACGUACCAGACAGCCACUCCACAACUGUUUCCACAGUCAAUUUAACAGAAAACAAAAGCUGGAACAAUGAUACAAAAGCCGUAGAACUGCCACCUAAACUAUUUUCUUUACCUCGCGGUGAAUCCAAAAUAAUGAAAUGUUGGUGGGCGUUCACAUUUCCAAUUAGAAUUCUCCUUAAGUGCAUCAUACCAAACCCAAUUACUAAUCGCCGAUGGUAUCCAUUGUCGUUUAUAAUGUGUAUCCUAUGCAUCGGUGCUAAUGCUUAUAUGAUUGUUUGGAUGUUAACUGCUUUAGGUGUUGCUAUCAAUGUAUCGGAAAUCAUAAUGGGCUUAACAUUCUUAGCUGCUGGCUCCAAUAUGCCAGAAGCUAUAUCAAGUUUAAUCGCAUUACGUAAUGGAGAAAAUGGUAUUGGUGUCUCAAAUUCUCUAGGUGCAAAUUCCUUGGCUAUACUUUUAUCUCUGGGUGUGCCAUGGUUUGUCAAGAAUUUAUACAAUGUAAUCAAAGAAACUGGUACAACUAGUAUUGAAAUAGCUACACAGGGUUUCGAAUAUACAAUGCUAAUACUUAUUGUAUCCACAAUGGCACUUUUUAUUAUUCUCAGUUUUAGUGGCUAUCGGUUGACGAAACGCGCUGGUUUAGCAUUAUUCUCUGCCUAUGCGAUAUUAAUAACAUUGGAAAUUUUAAUUGAAAUGAAUGUAUUUUUUCCAAAACAGUGUUAAAUUAACAUUAAAAUUAAUUAACUAUUACAAUUAUUUGUAUAUACUAUAUGAUAAGCUAAAGACUGCUAACAAAACACAACGAACGAAACAAACCACCAAAAAGCCGAAAAGUAGUAGGAAAUAUUAAAUUAUUGAUAUUCUAGUUAAGUUUUUAUAUUAAAUAUUAAAAAUAUU